Messenger RNA from Microcebus murinus (gray mouse lemur), 6932 nucleotides. The record is from RefSeq and is a predicted model, not a curated record. Lineage: Eukaryota; Metazoa; Chordata; Mammalia; Primates; Cheirogaleidae.
UGUGUGUGUGUGUGCGUGUACGCGCGCGCGCAGGGGUGUCCCUGGGAUUCCACGCCUGCCGCGAGAGCUCCCCGCCAGGAUCCGUGUGUCCAUCCGAGUCUGCGCCGCGGUGAGGGUGCUCGCCCAGUCAGGGGCUCGGACGCCCCCCGCGCGCGGAGGGAGUUCGCGGGGAUUCCCUGGCUCCGCGCGCGCGGCUGGUGGGGUUCCCCGGGAAGGCGCCUGGGCGAGCGGGAGGCGGGGAAGCCCGGGCUUGUAAGUGGCUGGCAGGCCGGGAAUCUGGGGGCCGGUCUGGGCCAGCGCAGCGGCGCGAGACGCCGGAGCUGCCAGCCCUGCCCGCCCAGCCUCCCCGCCUUUCUCCCUUACGCUUCCUCCUUUCUUUUCUCAGCAGCAUCACAAAGGCGCGUCGCAGAAUGAAACCCAGUGCAGCGAGACCCGCUGUCUCCCACCCGGUGCAUAUCCCCGGUGGGCUGGAGGAGUGGAGUGGGGGUCCCCACAGUUAGGGGCCGGGGCUUACCCUGAGGACACACCUGUUUUCGACUCUUUUUGAAUUCAAGCUGGGUCCGGAUGGCGAGAGCGGUUCCAACACGUACACCCGGGAGUGUGUGUGUGUUGGCAUCUUCACUCCCGAGGGUGUCGCGAGCCCAGGCGGCGAGGACCGGGCGUCCCGGCGCGGCGAGGUGGGAUGCGGUGUAGACAGCGCUAAGUGCCCCCACGCUGGGCGCACUCGCUCCUGGCCGCGGGCCGAGCGGCGGCGUUGGAGGGGAUGAGCCCGGGACGCGCAGGGCGCCUGCCGCGAGCUACCGCCCGGAGGGGGACGCCAAGCAGGGCUCAUCGCAGGACCGCGUGGACCCCUGCCCCGCGCAGCGCGCGGCUGCGGAGCCUCGGGGCCACGCGUGUGGUCAGGAUGCUCGGGGCGCCUCCCCGCUGGUGAGGAUGCCCUGCCGCGCGGCUCUGCUUCCCCAGCCCCGGUCCCAGGUGGGCACGACUGAGCCGGCCCGGCUCCGGCCCCUCGUGCCGGCGGAUGAAAAGCGCCCGAGUCCUUGGGUGCGAUCAGCGACCGAAUCCGAAUUCUGAGAGCCAUGGACGAAGGUACUGGACUGCAGCCCCAGGCGGGAGAGCAGCCGGAGGCGCCGGCCGCGGCAGGAGCUGUCCAGGAGAAGGGCGAGCCGGAGACCUCCAGGUCCCGGAGUUUGCCUGCCCUGAGCGGCGCCUCCUGCCGGCCGCCCCUCAGCCCCGCGCGUGCGGGCGCCGGGCCGGGCCCGGGCUGUGCGGACCCUUCGGGCCACGAGGAGUUGAAGCCAGGCCCGAACCUGACGGCCUCCAGCCCCUCUGAGCCGUCCACGUCGGCGGGGACGGCCGGGCUCGUGGACCGUGACCACAGGGUGGACGCCAGCAAAACCGUGUCGGUGUCGUCCACGCUGGCCGCACUCCGGGAGAGAAGGUGCCUCUACGUGGUCCUCACGGAUUCCCGAUGCUUCCUGGUUUGCAUGUGCUUCCUGACCUUCAUCCAGGCGCUGAUGGUCUCCGGGUACCUGAGCAGCGUCAUCACCACCAUCGAAAGGCGCUACAGUCUGAAGAGUUCCGAGUCGGGGCUGCUGGUCAGCUGCUUUGACAUCGGGAACCUGGUGGUGGUGGUGUUCGUCAGCUACUUUGGCGGCCGGGGUCGGCGGCCCCUGUGGCUGGCCGUGGGCGGACUGCUCAUCGCCUUCGGGGCUGUCCUCUUCUCCUUACCUCACUUCAUCUCACCUCCCUACCAGAUCCAAGAGCUGAACGCCUCGGCCCCAAACGACGGCCUGUGCCAGAGCAGCAACUCCACGGCGACUUUGGAGACUCCGGCCUGCCCCAAGGACUCGGGAGGAAAUAGUCACUGGGUCUACGUGGCCUUAUUCGUUUGCGCACAGAUUCUCAUUGGAAUGGGCUCCACACCUAUCUAUACCCUGGGACCAACCUACUUAGACGACAAUGUCAAGAAGGAAAACGCAUCCUUGUACCUAGCGAUCAUGUAUGUCAUGGGAGCACUUGGCCCUGCAGUGGGAUAUUUAUUAGGUGGACUUCUUAUUGGCUUUUAUGUUGAUCCGAGAAACCCUGUUCACCUUGACCAGAACGACCCCCGUUUCAUUGGAAACUGGUGGAGUGGAUUCCUCCUUUGUGCCAUUGCAAUGUUUCUUGUGAUAUUCCCAAUGUUUACUUUUCCAAAAAAGCUUCCACCUCGACACAAGAAAAAAAAAAAGAAAAAAUAUUCUGUUGAUGCUGUUAGCGAUGACGACGUUAUGAAGGAGAAGCCAAACAAUAGCGAACAAGUGGACAAAAAAGUUUCUUCUAUGGGAUUUGGAAAGGAUGUCAGAGACCUACCAAGAGCAGCUGUCAGGAUCUUAAGCAACAUGACAUUCCUUUUUGUGAGUUUGUCAUACACAGCUGAGAGUGCCAUUGUAACUGCUUUCAUUACCUUCAUUCCCAAGUUCAUCGAGUCACAGUUUGGUAUCCCAGCUUCCAAUGCCAGCAUCUACACUGGUGUUAUUAUUGUCCCCAGUGCUGGUGUUGGUAUUGUCCUGGGAGGCUACAUCAUAAAAAAAUUGAAACUUGGUGCCAGAGAAUCUGCAAAACUAGCCAUGAUCUGCAGUGGUGUGUCUUUACUGUGUUUUUCAACCCUGUUUAUUGUUGGAUGUGAAAGCAUUAAUCUAGGGGGCAUAAACAUCCCUUAUACCACGGGACCGUCCCUCACCAUGCCCCAUAGGAAUCUGACGGGAAGCUGCAACGUCAAUUGUGGUUGUAAAAUACAUGAGUAUGAGCCAGUCUGUGGGUCAGAUGGAAUUACAUACUUUAACCCUUGUCUGGCUGGUUGCGUUAAUAGUGGUAAUCUUAGCACUGGGAUACGGAAUUAUACAGAAUGCACCUGUGUCCAAAGUCGACAGGUGAUCACUCCACCCACGGUGGGACAGCGCAGUCAGCUCCGAGUGGUGAUCGUCAAAACGUAUCUCAAUGAGAAUGGCUAUGCUGUGUCCGGGAAGUGUAAACGGACCUGUAAUACCCUUAUCCCAUUCUUAGUGUUUCUGUUCAUAGUCACUUUCAUCACAGCCUGUGCCCAACCAUCAGCCAUCAUUGUAACACUCAGGUCUGUAGAAGACGAAGAGAGACCCUUUGCGCUGGGAAUGCAGUUUGUUUUGUUGCGAACACUUGCGUACAUUCCUACUCCGAUUUACUUUGGAGCAGUCAUCGACACUACCUGCAUGCUCUGGCAACAGGAGUGUGGGGUGCAGGGCUCCUGCUGGGAGUACAACGUGACGUCGUUUCGCUUCGUCUACUUUGGUUUGGCGGCCGGCCUCAAAUUCGUGGGCUUUAUUUUUAUCUUUCUGGCCUGGUACUCCAUAAAGUACAAGGAGGAUGGACUGCAGAGGCGGAGGCGGAGAGAAUUCCCCCUGAGCACGGUGAGUGAGAGAGUGGGCCGCCCCGACAACGCCCGGACUAGAUCCUGCCCGGCUAUCAGCACCCAGGGAGAAUUCCACGAAGAGACUGGUCUGCAAAAAGGGACCGCGGCACAGACCUACCCGGGGCCCUUCCCAGAAGCAAUAAGUUCCUCUGCAGACCCAGGGCCGGAGGAGAGCCCUGUUGCUAUGUAGCAGCCUUCCUGAGGCUUGAAGACGGAAGAAUCUCGUUUUGUUGGUUGAGUUGAAUACGGCGACUUGAGAAACAACCGUGCCUUCUUUUCUUUCUUUUUUUAACCUCUGCAGACACAAUCCUCAAACCAACAAAACUCAGUAUACACAGCCACUAUCGAUUGAGGGCUGGAUACCUCAACAAGACUGAGAGCCUUCCACCUCGCCGCCCCAAGAUAGGGGGGGAGGUUAGAUAGAUUUGUUACCAUUUCCGCUAUGUUAAUUUUAAAAUUCAUGCUCCAGAGGUACAUGGUUAACAAAAUCACGGGAAGGGGAAUGGUGGUGCAUAUCAUUAGCGUACACUGCAGACACAGGUGAGCUUGACCAUGACUUUGCAUUUGCAAAUCAACGUUUUUAGAUAUGAACACCUACUGUGAGUUCUGCUACAAAGCACAAAUGAAUUUGCUUCAACUAUGCAAUUCGGUUGGAAAAAUGUUAAGUGCAGCAUGUUACUUUUUGCUUUCACAAAUACGGUUUUGAAAAGAGGAAGCUAAACUUUUUCCCUACAGUACUGUUAAUAGCAUUUUAAGCCAUAGCAGAGUUCUAAAUCAGGUAGAAUUUUCCAGAUGCUUCAAAGGAACUGUAUGCAUAGCAAGAUAAAAGGAACAGCUACUUCAUUUCAGGAGACACAUUUCUCUCUUAGUCUGAUCGCCCUGAUAUAAGGUAGUUAAAGAAGCUGCUGAAUCAUAAAUUUGAUGGCUUGAAUAUAAACUCUAGUAUACUUUCAUAAGGAGCUUUAAAACUAGUGUGCUAAACAAUAUGACUAGAAACUAUAGUUCGAGACGCAUCAUAAGGAAAGAAGCCAGUGGCUUUCUUAUUCAAAGAAAUUGCUGUAGAAAUUCCUUUAGUACUUAAGGGUCCAUGAAAUCGUUGGGAAAAGUCAUCCCUGAGCAUUUUAGCUGUAUCUUGAAAGCAGUGGCAAAUCUGCAUUGUUUUCUUUUUUUCUGGAUGGAAAAUCGCUGUGGUUGCUUCUGAAAAUGAGUAAUAACGUCAGGAAAGCUGUACUUGGGGUAUAAAAACCACUUUGCAUACAGGAGGAGGGAGAUCUGUGAGCUGGGUCGAGAAUAUAAUCCUAGUGAUGGUUGAAGAUUAUUUAAAAUAAACCAGUCUGUCAUAUUGAUUCCUGCCUUAUCAGAGUUAGAAUCCUGUUAUACCCCCCCCCACCCCCCUUGAUUCCCUCCUACUGUAACCUUCCAGUAGUGAUUCUUAGGGAGGAUUUUUCUUUGGGUUCAUUAUCCAUCAUUCUGUUCGGCACCUCCCAGCACAUCACUUGGACUUAGCCCCCACACAGAAUGCUUUUUGCAUGGUUCUUAAGAUCGAUGCCUCCUGGCAGCACUAAUGGACUGACAGCAAGUCAGCUCAUGGGAUCUGGCUGCAAGGGACCGCAAAGUCCAAAUACAGAUAUGGUUGUGAACUGUUUCUGGCGAGGAGCCCGUGCUUAUGUAGGGCUAAUCUGGGAAACGGCUUCCUCUUCUGGUUUACACUCAUCCACGCAACAAAUGUGAUUGACAGAGCGUUUUGUGAUUCAGGCUUUUGCCCUCCAUCCUCGCUUGGCUGCACAACUGGAAUUCUGUGAAUAUUCCUGGAUACAGGGCUGUUUUUCUCUCUUCCUAGGACGGAGAUUGGUCAACUAGAUCUCUUGGUUGCGUGCAAUUUAUGGAGAGGGUUAUCACCAUUAGACUGAAUAAUGUCUACGAUGGGUAGAAUUAGUGGUCUCAGGUGACAAGGACUUCCCUUUGGGCCUUGGGCUUGGCUUUCGGGGAGGUGAGCAAUCUUGCUUAGCUAAGGCUGUAAUUGCACUGGUGUCUGCUAGACUUUGGUCAAUGUCAUGGGUACUGAAGGUUGUCAGAAAACCUUGCUGAUUAACCCAGUGUCUGCUCUGGGGCCUCAGGGUUCCCCUUUACUCUCUAUGGGAGAUCUUUGAUCUUUAAGAAGAGAAAGUGUUCUUUGGUGAAGGAGCUAAAGAUGUGUAGUUUGGAGAGGGCUGGUGUUUUCUUGAUUUUCCUCUGAUCAUUAGGAUACUGCAUUGAGAGAAUUCUGGUGGGAUUGGCCUUUUUUUUUUUCUUUUUUUAAUUAAUAGCUAAAAUGAUUAGACUUGCCAGGGGUAAUUAGAGAGCCUCUCCCAUGCUCGUCUCUACCUUGAUCAGUCAUCCAUUUCAGCAACCAUUGGCCGAGCACCAGUUAUCUGUCAGGUGCCAUUUUACCUGAUUCCAAUCUGCCACUCCAUGAAAUCCUUUGGGAUGAUUAGACCAGAACUCAAAUUGGCCUAAAACAUGCACCACAAUGUUAACAUUGUACUUCCUCAAGUAUGUGCUACUUUUAAAUAGCAGGUAUAUUAUUGAUGUGUUGUUGGUGAAUAUAGACUACGUAGUAAAAAUUGUGAGAAAAUAAAGUUUUGGAAUAUGUACCAAUAAGAGUUGUUCCCAAAAUACUUUGGGCUAUGGUAGCAUCAUGGAAUAUUUCAUAGCCAGCUAAAGUGACAGUUUUAGAUGAUACCAUUUCAUUGUAUAUAUAAGGUCUUAGAUGUUUAUUAACAAAUAGGUCAUGUUGCUUUAUAGUCACAGCUCCUAUUAGAAGUUUUAAUUACCACCUUCCAUGAGAUUAGGCUUCAAAUUACUUGUUUAGGCAAAAGAUCCUCUUGUUCCUUUAUAAACUCUGUAAAUGAAUAUAUUAUUUGGCUUUAAUAUGCAAAUAUAAUAUCCUUGAGUUCAGUCUUGUUAAUUUAGAAACUCCCAGAGGGUGGGAUGGGUAGUUGAAACACAUUCUUUUGGUUAUUUUCAUUAGCAUGAAAUCCUUAUUCUUAAAUCCUUUAAGAUUUAAGUCUUAAAAAUAGUCAAAAGUUAAUCAAAAGUUAUUCGGAAUCAAGGUAUGGGGGAUGAGGAGAAUAGAGGAGCAGAGAGGAAACAAAUUAGCAUUUGUUGAGUGUUGACUGUUUGCAGAGCAUUUUGUCAAGCACUUAAGCAUCAUUCAUUUCAGUCCUCUUAAUAACCUUGCAAAGAUUUUAUUCCUUUUUUUUUUUAAAACAGAUAUGAAACAAUGGCUCAGAGAGGUAAAGUAACUUGUUUAGAAUUGUACAGAAUGGCAAAGAUAAGGAUUCAGAGAUAAGUUUCCCUGCCUCCAUUAUUCACUGCUUAUGCUACAUAAUACAAACAGUAGUUUUUGAUUGACAAAGGCAAGAUGUGACUAUACAAUGGUAAAGUUAAAGCAUUUCAUUUUUUGAUGUAUUGCUGUUUCUGAGGAGUAGAGAAGUUACUUUUUGUGUGUGUAAACAGAAAAAAA